Molecule: messenger RNA, 1463 nt
Organism: Ilex paraguariensis (yerba mate)
Lineage: Eukaryota; Viridiplantae; Streptophyta; Magnoliopsida; Aquifoliales; Aquifoliaceae
Source: the annotation of a GenBank genome assembly
AGAGUAUCAAAACCCUUAAAAUCUCCAAUUCUCCCAAAUCCACCAACACCUUUUCCUUCAUAAUUUGUUGCCUUAAUCAUCAAGGAUAACCUACUUUUUCCCCUUGAUUCACACCAACCAUUACUCUGCUACCUAUAGAUAUACAAACACAUAUACGUAUAGAGAGACAGAGAAAGAGAGAGGGAGAGGGUGGUGUUGAUGAGAUGAUGCCUGCUGCAGGAGGUGUGGGAGGUGGAGGAGAGGUGUGGAGAGCGCAUGCGGCAAUGGCGAUGGUACAGGUGUUCAAUGGAGGUUACCAUGUCAUCACCAAAGUGGCUCUCAAUGUCGGAGUUAAUCAGCUUGUUUUUUGCGUCUUCAGGGACCUCCUUGCCCUCUCUAUUCUCGCUCCUGUUGCUUAUGUCCGCGAGAAAAGAACAAGACUACCACUUAAUAGACGCCUCCUCUUAUCGUUUUUCUUUCUUGGUUUAACUGGGAUUUUCGGGAACCAGCUUUUGUUUCUUAUUGGCCUUGGCUACACAAAUCCAUCUUAUGCUGCAGCCAUACAACCCGCAAUUCCUGUCUUUACAUUUAUAUUGGCUGUGGCAAUGGGUACAGAAACAGUGAAUUUGCUCAGAACUGAAGGUCAGGCAAAGGUUGGAGGUACACUUGUAUGUGUCUCUGGUGCUAUUUUAAUGGCUAUGUUCCGGGGCCCAGCCAUAUUUGGACAUAAAGAAUCUGAUUUCGUGGCUCAAAGUGAAAUAAGCGCCAUCGGUCAACCUGAGCCUGCUGGAUGGUUGAUGUCUAAUUUUGUGGAUCUUGGGCUUGAUCAUUGGCACCUUGGCGUCUUAUGCUUAAUUGGAAACUGCAUGUGCAUGGCGGCUUAUCUAGCCAUUCAGGCUCCAGUAUUAGCAAGGUAUCCUGCAAGCAUAUCUUUGACAGCUUAUUCAUACUUUUUCGGCACUCUAUUCAUGGUAGUAACAUCAGUCUUUAUGACCAAUGAUUCAACGGACUGGAGUUUGACGCAGUCUGAGGUUCUUGCAGUCUGCUAUGCUGGAGUAAGUGCAUCUAGAAGCAGAGAAACCAUUUUAUCUUUUAGCGGUGUGGAGUUGCUGACUUGUCGAGGAAUUGUUGCAUCUGCCCUCAACUAUGGAAUGUUGACAUGGUCCAAUAAGAUCCUCGGACCUGCUUUGGUUGCCCUCUAUAACCCUCUGCAGCCUGCUGCAUCUGCAUUUCUGUCAAGAAUUUUCCUCGGAAGCCCUAUUUAUUUGGGAAGCAUUCUGGGAGGACUUCUAAUUAUAGCUGGGCUUUAUUUGGUCACCUGGGCAUCCUACAGAGAAAGACAGGCAGCCAUGGGGAUUAUUCCUCAAGCUUCUCGUCCUGCAGACCUGCUUGUUCACAGGGACUCAUCUCUCAGCAAGAUUCCAUACCAGAUAGGACACAUUUUCUCAGGCUCUUCCUCCUCAAUACCAAAGAUCGUGGAUUAA